AUGUAUUCAAUCCCAAAUGGUUUAAACUCUUAUGGUGACGAUACAAUGAAUCUUCACGGUUCUGUCCCCAUCCAAAUGAACUCCAGCUAUGGAGAUCGCGAGACUAAAAUGUUUCGGUCAAUAUUCAAUACUCCUGACAUCAGAAACCAUCAUGGUGUGUUCUCUUCCUCUCAUGCUUCUAAUUGUUAUCAAGAUUCACAUAUCUAUUCAUCUUCUUUUGGUUUCAAUAAUUCACAUGCGGCUUAUGAGAUGAGAACCAACAUGGUCUCUGAUGCUGUUGAUUACCUUCCUAUUAGCAAUAACUUUCAUCUUUCUCAAGUCUCUAUCACCCAAACUAUCACAAGAAGGUACUCUGCUAUAGUUCCUACUAUUAGUUCAAUCAUAGCCCAAAAUGAAUAUGAACGUGAUAUGUAUCCCAACAUUUCGAGUCCUUCCUUUUACUCUCAGACUUUUGUUGAGAAUCAGAGCAACAUAUUAAAUCCUACACCUCUCAGUACCCAUUUUCCUAGGAAUGUAGACCAAUUUUCCUUUUCACCAAAUCACCACCAUGUUCCUAAUCGUCGACCAGUGAUUAAACGUCAGAAAUUUAAAGAGAUUUUAGACGGUUUUGAUUUUGAGGAGAAUGGUGUAUACGAUGGUCGGACGCAUAGCCUACCAUAUGAAAAGUACGGUCCAUAUACAUGUCCCAAAUGCGAAGACGUGUUUGAUACUUCACAAAAGUUUGCAGCGCAUAUAUCUUCGGUUCACUACAAGAAUGAGACGGUCGAAGAAAAAGCAAAGAGAUACAACGCUAGGAACAAAAAAAGAAUUCGUAAGAUAGACCAAACGAUGCAUGGUGAAUCUCAGAUGAUCCAACCCGAAGAAACUAUUGUAGAGGAUAGCGGAGGUAGCAAUAACAACAUUGCAAGUGAAAUUGAAGCUUCCCAACAACAGCUGGUUGUUAAGGAAGAACCUGUUUAUGAUGUUGUUUAUUGA
Molecule: messenger RNA, 975 nt
Organism: Eruca vesicaria subsp. sativa (arugula)
Lineage: Eukaryota; Viridiplantae; Streptophyta; Magnoliopsida; Brassicales; Brassicaceae
Source: the annotation of a GenBank genome assembly